Molecule: messenger RNA, 729 nt
Organism: Megalops cyprinoides (Indo-Pacific tarpon)
Lineage: Eukaryota; Metazoa; Chordata; Actinopteri; Elopiformes; Megalopidae
Gene: calm2a
Product: calmodulin 2a (phosphorylase kinase, delta)
Exons: 6
Coding region: 72-521 (149 amino acids)
Molecular function (GO): calcium ion binding
Source: RefSeq, a predicted model, not a curated record
AUCCCGUGGUGGUCCGAGCGAAGGAGAGUGGCUGGCUGUAGUGGAGCUACAAAACCAAUUAGAAUUUUAAAAUGGCUGAUCAACUGACAGAAGAGCAGAUUGCCGAAUUCAAAGAGGCUUUUUCGCUAUUCGACAAGGAUGGUGACGGAACCAUCACCACGAAAGAGCUGGGCACAGUCAUGCGGUCCCUGGGCCAGAACCCCACAGAAGCUGAGCUGCAGGACAUGAUCAACGAGGUGGAUGCUGACGGAAACGGAACAAUAGACUUCCCUGAGUUUCUGACCAUGAUGGCGAGGAAAAUGAAGGACACAGACAGCGAGGAGGAAAUCAGAGAAGCAUUCCGUGUCUUCGACAAGGAUGGAAAUGGAUACAUCAGUGCUGCAGAGCUGCGUCACGUGAUGACAAACCUGGGGGAGAAGCUGACGGACGAGGAGGUCGACGAAAUGAUCAGGGAAGCAGACAUUGACGGAGACGGUCAGGUCAACUACGAAGAGUUUGUACAAAUGAUGACAGCGAAGUGAAGGCCUUGUACAGAUUUUUUUUUCUUGUAUAAAAUUAUUUGCCUUUUCUUUGUUUGUAAUUUAUCUGUAAAAUGUUUAUUCUCCCCUCCCCCUGCUGUCCAAAGGAACUGCAUGUAUACUACUUAGGAUUCAAGUCCUCAUGUCCCUUUUUAUUUUGCUGUCAUCGUAAAAAAAAUUGUUUGCGUGAAGGAGCUGUCAGUCACAUGAA